ACGUUGUCCACCAUUUCACCAAGGGGGAGGAAAAAUCCGGCCGGGCGGAGGGGCGCUCUAGGCCUCUCCGUCUCUAUGGCCUCCCUGCCCUCAAGCGGCCUUUUUUGCCCGAAGGGUCCCGCCCAAGCUCGCUCUAUGGAAGACGCGCGGGGAAGGAGCGACGUCUGGUGGCGACGUCGUGUGCGUGCGUGGGAACGCCGUCGCUCCCAGAAUCCUUUUCUGUUCCAAGAUGGCGGCAGCUUCCUCUUUGCGGUGAGGUCGGAGGAGGCGAAAGUGGUUGGGCGACAGCUGAGGGGAGAAAAAUACAUUAGCGAGAAAGUCCUGAAAGGAGAGAGCUGCCCCACCCACCGCUCCCUGCCGAAGAAGCCAUGGCCGCAGUGGUGGCCAAACGCGAAGGCCCCCAGUUCAUCAGCGAAGCGGCUGUCCGGGGAAAUGCAGCCAUCCUGGAUUAUUGCAGGACGUCCGUCUCCGCUCUCUCGGGAGCCACCGCCGGCAUUCUCGGCCUCAACGGCCUCUACGGCUUCAUCUUCUACUUCCUGGCGUCCGUCUUACUCUCGGUGCUUCUGGUGCUGAAAGCCGGACGGCGAUGGAGCAAAUAUUUUAAAUCCCGAAGGCCUCUCUUUACCGGAGGACUGAUCGGGGGCUUAUUCACAUAUAUUCUCUUCUGGACUUUCCUCUAUGGCAUGGUACACGUUUACUAGGCGGAGGAAGGAGGCAUCCUAGUCAGAACAAGCUCUUGAGGAGAGACGAGCCCGCUCAUCUCGGUUGCCCUAGAGCCGGGGUAUCCUGGCCCAUCGCUUGCACUCUUCACACAUGCUCCCUAACACAUGUCAGAAAGGCAAGCCCGCUAACGAAACAGAAUGUGAAACGCUGCCCUCCCCUUCAGAUUUUAAAAAUGGCUUGUAAAUUAACCCAUCCUCCAUGUCCGGAGGGACGGUCCCAAUUCUUCUUCUCGGUUUAUCUUUCUCGCCGCCAAGCUGCUAGAUACUCUGCCCUUAACCCCCUUAGCCCAACUCUUUUGGAGACUUUCAUUGCUUGUGUAACCAGAUCUACUAUUUUGGAGAGGA
Molecule: messenger RNA, 1067 nt
Organism: Pseudonaja textilis
Lineage: Eukaryota; Metazoa; Chordata; Lepidosauria; Squamata; Elapidae
Gene: EMC6
Product: ER membrane protein complex subunit 6
Biological process (GO): autophagosome assembly; protein folding in endoplasmic reticulum
Cellular component (GO): EMC complex; endoplasmic reticulum; membrane
Source: RefSeq, a predicted model, not a curated record